Molecule: messenger RNA, 1958 nt
Organism: Microtus oregoni (creeping vole)
Lineage: Eukaryota; Metazoa; Chordata; Mammalia; Rodentia; Cricetidae
Gene: Gdap2
Product: ganglioside induced differentiation associated protein 2
Exons: 14
Coding region: 246-1742 (498 amino acids)
Source: RefSeq, a predicted model, not a curated record
UGGCGGAGAGGAAGCGGGUGCCUUUGCUGUCAGAAAGCUGAAGCUCGUCAUCCCGGCUUCUGGAGACUCAACUCCCUUCAGUCUCUGCCUCUGGCAGUCCCUGUGUGUAGAUGUCACCUGCCCGCCUUCUGCGACGGAGCUGAGCUGCGAACCGCCGCCCGGAUGGGCCCGCCCGAGCGCCCUAAAGUCUCCCGGGAUUGCUGAAUUGCUGAGAAGUUUGAGAUACAAGCUGAAGUUCCCAUUCCAUGGAUCCCUUGGGUGCACCUUCCCAGUUUGUGGAUGUGGACACCCUGCUAAGUUGGGGUGACUCAUAUAAAGAUGAAUUAAACUCCCAUGACAGCACAGCUGAGGCAUUCCAGGAGGACACCAUCAGAUCGCCUUUUCUUUAUAAUCGGGACAUUAAUGGAAAAGUGGUUCUUUGGAAAGGAGACGUGGCAUUACUGAACUGUACAGCCAUUGUGAAUACCAGCAAUGAAAGCCUCACAGAUAAGAAUCCCGUGUCAGAAAGUAUCUUCAUGCUUGCGGGGCCAGAUCUGAAGGAGGACCUACAGAAACUUAAAGGUUGCCGAACAGGUGAAGCAAAAUUGACGAAAGGCUUUAACCUAGCUGCUCGGUUCAUCAUUCACACAGUGGGACCUAAGUAUAAAAGCCGCUAUCGCACUGCAGCGGAGAGUUCCCUGUACAGCUGUUACAGAAACGUGCUUCAGCUGGCAAAAGAACAGUCCAUGUCUUCCGUUGGCUUCUGUGUCAUCAAUUCUGCGAAGCGAGGUUAUCCUCUAGAAGACGCAACACACAUUGCACUUCGUACUGUGAGGCGGUUCCUAGAGAUCCAUGGGGAAACCAUUGAAAAAGUAGUAUUUGCUGUCUCUGAACUCGAAGAGGCUACUUACCAAAAGCUGCUACCUCUGUACUUCCCAAGGUCGUUAAAGGAGGAGAGCCAGUCACUGCCAUACCUACCUGCAGACAUCGGGAAUGCAGAAGGGGAGCCUGUGGUGCCUGAGCGGCAGAUUAGAAUAAGUGAGAAACCUGGUGCUUCCGAGGAGAACCAAGAAGAAGAUGAGGAUGACGGCCUGGGCGUGGAUCUGUCUUUCAUUGGCUCUCAUGCGUUUGCUCGAAUGGAAGGAGAUAUUGACAAGCAAAGAAAACUGAUCCUCCAGGGACAGUUGUCCGAAGCUGCCCUGCAGAAGCAGCAUCAAAGAAAUUAUAACCGCUGGUUAUGCCAAGCAAGAUCUGAGGACCUCUCCGAUAUUGCUUCUCUGAAGGCCUUGUACCAAACAGGUGUGGAUAACUGUGGACGCACAGUGAUGGUGGUAGUUGGAAGAAACAUUCCUGUGACGCUGAUAGAUAUGGACAAGGCUCUCUUAUAUUUUAUCCAUGUAAUGGACCACAUCGCUGUGAAGGAAUAUGUGCUGGUCUAUUUUCACACACUGACCACUGAAUACAAUCACCUGGACUCCGACUUCCUGAAGAAACUCUACGAUGUCGUUGAUGUCAAAUACAAGAGGAAUUUGAAGGCUGUUUAUUUUGUUCAUCCAACAUUCCGUUCAAAGGUCUCAACAUGGUUUUUCACCACCUUUUCUGUCUCAGGAUUGAAGGACAAAAUACAUCACAUAGACAGCCUGCACCAGCUCUUUUCUGCCAUAUCACCAGAGCAGAUAGACUUCCCUCCUUUUGUCCUUGAAUACGAUGCCAGGGAAAAUGGGCCUUAUUUUGCAUCCUAUCCUCCAUCACCAGAUUUGUGACCUGCUGCCUUUCCAGUACUUUUCGGUCACGGAAUUCCAUUUCACCACAACUCACCACCUAGUGAAGUGAUGUUCAUUUUUGCUGUACAGAUCCAGAGAGCUUUUGUCCCCACCUCUCUGGUAUUUUUUUAUUGACUAUAUAUUUUCUGGCACAUAAACACUCUGAAACUGGUAGGCCAUACUGAACUGCAUACAUUUUAAAUUUGUAUAUUUGUA